AUGCUUACUAGCAAACCUUGGCUCGACCCUACGCAAAUCCUUGUACAAGUAAAGUUAAAUAAGGCUUUUCCGUCUAAGGUUCCUAUUAAGAAUGAGAGUGGCUCUAUCACUAUGGUUGAUGUGUUAUACUCAUGGCUGCCAUCUAAAUGUUCUAAUUGCGGUCUUUUGGGACACAAAGCUUCUCGCUGCCUAGGUAAGCUUCCUCCAAGACAACAAGAUAAGCCCUCCACCAAUGCUGACAUUGCUUCAGAUGAUGUCUCACUGUCCAAACCUUCUCCUACUUUUCCUUUAAGUGACCCAGAUUCAAGUUUUAAAGCUUCAGUUACCACUACUGGUGAAAGUGUUAUCUCAAUAGCAACAUCUAAAUCUCAAGCUGCAAUUAUUUCUACUCCAGAGGUAAUUGAGUUUAUCUCAGCAGGAUCUGCAGCAGAUAAUGCUGUAAAUCAGUCUGCAAUUGCUACCUCUACAAAAUCAGUCAGCACCAUGAUAUCUCCACCAAUCAGUCAUCAUGAUACAUGUAAUGAAUCAAAUGUGUUUGAACCCGUUACUUCUGCUAAUGUGGAAGACCUAAUUUCUUUAGCUACUGUUACGGAACUUGAGAACAUGUAUGUUUCUCCUACUUUUAUUUGUAUUAAUGAAGCUGUUGUGUCUCCGAGUAUGGAGUCCACUCGAUCCUUGCCAAUCACUGAUACUCCGAUAGAUCAAGUACCUCCAGCGGUCCAAAGAGAAAGUAGUGGAAUAGCGAGACUUGUUUUAGGCUCAAACAAGUUUGCCUUGUUGAUAUAUUUGGAAGAGGAAGAAGAAGACCCAGUGAGUUUUACCUCAGAGACGAACUCGGUGGAUCUUAUGACACCUUCCGGGAAAAGAACCCUUCUAGAAAGACCAGUUAAGCCAUCAGCAAAAGCUAGAGAGAUGCACUUCCAGUUCACAGGUAGCGGCGGAGGAAACCGUGGACGACGUGGACGUGGAGGUGGAAAUGGCUAA
Molecule: messenger RNA, 984 nt
Organism: Brassica oleracea var. oleracea
Lineage: Eukaryota; Viridiplantae; Streptophyta; Magnoliopsida; Brassicales; Brassicaceae
Exons: 1
Coding region: 1-984 (327 amino acids)
Source: RefSeq, a predicted model, not a curated record